Lodderomyces pseudojiufengensis is the source of this 3957-nucleotide messenger RNA. RefSeq names its product Pds5p (gene PDS5). The coding region runs from base 1 to 3957 and encodes 1318 amino acids. Gene Ontology annotation, cellular component: chromatin; nucleus. The transcript has a single exon. Gene Ontology annotation, biological process: DNA repair; mitotic sister chromatid cohesion. Lineage: Eukaryota; Fungi; Ascomycota; Pichiomycetes; Serinales; Debaryomycetaceae. The record is from RefSeq and is a predicted model, not a curated record.
AUGGUUAGGCCGAACAAGAAUCAACCCAACUCAACUGAACUAACUGAGAACAAUGGGAUCAAUGGUUUGAAAUUUAAUAAACCUAUAAUUACAACUAUUAAACAAUCUAUAAGUAAUAAAGAAUUAUUGAAACGUGUUUCCCAAUUACAUGAAGAAUUAUCAGUACUUCAAGAUGAAAAUUUAGAACUUCAUUCAUUAGAUAAAAUUACUAAGGAUUUAAUCAAUUCAAAAUUACUAAAUAACUCAAGUAUUGGAGUACAAGCUUUUGUUUGUUGUUGUAUAUCAGAUAUUUUGAGAAUUUAUGCACCAAAUGCUCCAUAUUCAGAAGAAGAAUUAUCAUUAAUUUUUAAAGCAUUUUUUAAACAAUUUUCAAGAAUAGCAAAUACUAAAAUUAAAAAUGAAAAACCUCAAUUUUAUGUUCAAUAUGUUUAUCUUUUAAAAAGAUUAGCUGAAACUAAAUCAUCAAUUUUAAUGAUUGAUUUACCAGAUUCUCAAAAUUUAAUUGAAGAAUUAUUUGAUACUUUUUUUAAUUUAGCUACUAAAGAUUCAUUUCCACAAGAAUUAACUACUUUAGUGACUGAUAUUUUAUCUGAAAUGGUAUCAGAAUCUGAAACAAUUCCUAAUAAUAUCAUAAAAUUGAUCUUGAGCAAAUUUAAUAAUCAUGAAUCAAAUAAUUUAAAUAAUACAAUUAGUCCUGAAUUUAAUUUUUCAUUAUCUAUUUGUGAAAAUAAUGUUGAUAGAAUGAGUAGAUUGGUGGCUCAACAUUUUUCAGAAAUUUUAUAUCAUAAUUCAAAUAAAUUAGAAAUAGAAGAUGAAACUGAACCAGAAUUGAAAAAAAGAAAUGAAAAAGAAUUUCAACAAGCUAUGGAAAUUUUAAAUCAAAUUCAUCAAUUAUCAUUUCAAUUAUGGAGAUUUAUCCCGUCGAUUUUGUCAUCAGUAAUGGCCUUGAUAGAAGAUGAAUUAAAUGCAAGUGAUGAUAGAGUUAGAGUAUUAGCUACAAAAACUAUUGGUCAAAUGUUGGGAUGCAAGGUUUUCAGUACUACAAUCCCUUUACAUAAGGUGAAUUUUUUCAUUAUACAUAAAACAGUUUGGAGCAUAUGGUUGAAAAAAUCAUCAGAUAUAUCACCUCAAGUUAGAAUUCUGUUUGUACAAUCUUUGCCAAAUAUAAUCUCAAAUAAUCAGUUUGUAACGUCAGAUAUAUGUACAAUAUUGUCAAAUGAAUACAAAAAAUGCUUACUUGAUACUGAUCAAAAAGUUCGUGAUGCUACUUGUACUUCACUUUCUAGCCUUUCAUUUCCAAAUUUACUCAGAUUACUAAAUAAUGAUAUAUUGCAAAUCUUAUUUCAAUUGAUUCGUGAAAAAGUUAAGAAUAUUAGGGUGACAUCCAUAAAUCUUUUAUCAUCAAUUUAUCAGAAUUAUAUACAGCAAAGCGAUGAUUCAUUUAUAGAAACAGCAGUAAAGAAAUCAAUUUCAGAAAUACCAAAUCAAAUUUUGUCAUUGAUAUAUAUAAAUGAUAAAAACAUUACAGCAUUGGUUGAUUUUUCAUUAUUUGAAAAAUUAGUACCAUUGACUGAACUCAAUUCUGUUAAACGUGUGGAUACAUUACUUCAAUUUUAUUCAUCAUUAAAUGAAAAGGGAAAAGAAGCAUUUUUAGCAAUAAACAAAAGACAACAACAAGUCUCUAAAGUAAUUAAAAACUUCAUGGACUUAGCUGAUGAAACUAUUAGAGCUAGCACUUUGGAUAAAGAGAAUGAACCACCAUCUAGCGAAACUAUUAAAACAAAUAUGCUGAAAGUUGAAAAAAUAAUCAAUUGGUUUUGCAAUUCUUUCCCUGAUGAUCACAACACAUAUCAAUGCUUAUUAAGAUUAUUUCAAUUAAAUCGAGCAAGGUUUUUCCAAUUAAUUUCAAAUUGUAUAGCUGCUGAAUCUGAUAUUAAAACCAUAGUUAAUUCAAGAAAGGAGUUACUGAAUAAAAUUUCAGAUGCUAAAAAUAUAAAAUUGGACAAUAAUGUGGCUAUAAAUACAUCAGAUAUGGUUUUUAAUAUUGAUUUAUUAAUUUUGAGAGGUUCCCCAAUUCUUUAUAACAAAUCAAAUGUUGAUCAAUUAAUACAUUAUUCUAAGAAUUCAAAACAUGAAUAUAAUCAUAUGGCUAAUGAAUUACUUGAACAAUUUUCAAAUUCAAAUGCUGAAGUUUUCAAAAGUAAUGUUAGAUCUUUAAUGGAAUUAUGUACUACCAAAGAUGAUACUAAUAAAUCAGGUUCUUUAAAAACUAUUUACCAUUUUAUUAAAAGUUUCCCAGAUUUAUUUCCACAAGAAAUAUCGUUUACAGAAUCAUUGAAAAAUUUUGCAAUAGAAGGUAAGCCAGACGAAGCCAAAUAUGCAAUGAAGUUGAUUGGUUUAAGUUCUAGAAAGGAAGAUUUAAUUGAUUCUGUUUUAUCGAGAAUUUAUCCAUUUGAUUUUGAAACUGAAAAAGUUGCAACUCAUUUGAGCACAAUUGCUGAAUUAUUUUUAGUUGAUAAAUACUCCGUACUGGACAAAGAAUUGGAAUUAACACCAAAUCUAAUCAAAAAUAUAUUACUUCAAAAUUUUGAAAAUGAUAAAGAUGAAAACUUAAAGCUUUUGACUAUAAGAUUGCUCAUAAAUAUUUUAAAAUCUCAUGAAUCAAGCGAUAAUUGCAAAGAAAAAGCUGCACCAGUAUUGAAAUUAUUAAUUUCAAUUAUUGGUAAUAAAGGUGAAAUUGUUAAUGAGAAUGACCCAACAUGGCCCACAUCAGAUACUUACAAAGCAAAAUUGAGAUUACAAUCUGGAUUAUAUUUAUUAAAACUUGCUAAGUUGCCGGUAUAUAAUGAAGUUAUGCUUUCACCAACAUUACGUAUAUUAUGUUUCUUGUUAGUGGAUGACAAUGAAUUGGUUAAAACAACAUUUUCAGAGAAAUUAAAGACAUACCUUGCUAAUGAAUCAAUUUCCGAAAAAUAUUUAUCAUUGAUGUUUUUUGCUACGCCUGAUAAUUUUAAUGGUGAUAAUAAUACAUUAUGGUUAAAAUCUAUGUUUAAAAGAUCAGAAGCUAAAAAGGAUUUGAAAUUUGAAAAAUCUUUGGUAAGAUUAACUCACAAUAUAACUCAUCAUGAAAAAUUUGUAUCUUUAAUGGGUGAUUAUUCUGAUGAUUCUCAAAAAUACGAAGCUUACGAAUUUUCAUCAACUUUCCUAGUAUAUUAUGUUCAACUAAUAGCUAAACCAGAAAAUAUAUCAUUACUUUAUUAUUUGGUAAGCAGAAUUAAACAAUAUAGAGAUGCUUCAAUUUCAAGUUCUGAAUAUGAUAAAAAUCCUAAACCUGAAGAAAUCUCAAAUUUAUAUAGGGUAUCUGAAUUAGCACAAUUAAUUUUAAAAAUUUAUAGUGAUUUAAAAAAUUGGUCAAUACAAACAUGGAGUGAUAAAUUGAAAUUACCUCAAGAAAUAUAUGCACCAAUGGGUAGUGCUGAAGAAGCUCAAUCUAUUGUAUCUACAAUUUUCAUUCCUGAAUCAAUUCAAAGUAAAUUGAUUGCAGUUAUUAAAAAAUCAUUUUCAACAGAUUCUAAAAGAAGAAAUGAUGAUAAUAGAAAUGGUACUUCUUCAAAACGUCAAAAACUAGGAGCAUCAACAACCAUGAAAAAGAGAGUGACAUUCUCAAAAUCAAAAACAAAAACCAAAACCAAAACCAAAACCAAGGCGAAACCAAAGAAAGUGAUCAAAACUGUUGAACCAACUAGAAAAAGUAGUAGAAUUGCUCAAAAAGUCAAUUAUAAAGAUCAAUUGUCAUCAUCAGAAGACGAAGAAAUGGAAGACAUCGACGAAGAAGAAAGUGAAAUGGAAGACGAAGAAGAAGUAGAAGUAGAAGUAGAAAAAGAGAAAGAAGAAGAGGAAGAAGUGAAAGGAGAAGAAGAAGAUAAAUCAGAUGUUGAUGAAGAAGAGAAUGAUUGA